Molecule: messenger RNA, 617 nt
Organism: Cantharellus anzutake
Lineage: Eukaryota; Fungi; Basidiomycota; Agaricomycetes; Cantharellales; Hydnaceae
Exons: 6
Coding region: 1-564 (187 amino acids)
Source: RefSeq, a predicted model, not a curated record
AUGUAUAGCACUUCUUCCUCACCCCCCCGGUUUCCACUAGAGAUGCCCACAUUCCCUCAUCAAUCUGAUUUAUCACAGAUUUUGCAAUCUGGUCCUGAGGGAAGUGUGGCAAGCACGACUCUGUUGUAUUGGUCAACAGUUGAGUUCUCCCUCGGGAUGAUCCUCCCUCUGGUUCUUGCGGACUAUUGGGACUUGCCUGAAUGUGUUGGAAUUGAAGAAGAGUUGCAUAUACAUGUGAUGGACGCAAUCACUCACAGUCUUGACCCUGCGACUGUCGCAGAUGCUAAUCGUGGCAGCAUCAUGAGACAUGAGUGGUGCCGUGUUAUCGCAGCGCUAAUGGGAUUCUGCAGGCGCUCACCACUGCAAAUUUGGGGCUGGCCCCAUGUGCAGCUCACGACUAGGUCGGAUCAUUCCUUUCAUCCCUCUGCUCCCCAGUGCUUAUCGCCUCGCGUCUGUGCUGGUUUGGACUGCUACGCACUGCGCUGUGCUUUGGUUUCAUCCACUCCCUUCGGGAGUCUCACUGCAUUGUUAGUACCUCUUCGCUCCCUUGUACGGGCUGUUUAGACUGCAUGUAUCCAAGGAUGUACAUAUAACUACCCAUCCCGCAAAUAUACGUU